Budorcas taxicolor (takin) is the source of this 7542-nucleotide messenger RNA. RefSeq names its product filaggrin 2 (gene FLG2). Gene Ontology annotation, molecular function: structural molecule activity; transition metal ion binding; calcium ion binding. Gene Ontology annotation, cellular component: nucleus; cornified envelope; keratohyalin granule. The record is from RefSeq and is a predicted model, not a curated record. NCBI's taxonomy places the organism in Eukaryota, Metazoa, Chordata, Mammalia, Artiodactyla, Bovidae. Gene Ontology annotation, biological process: establishment of skin barrier. The coding region runs from base 1 to 7542 and encodes 2513 amino acids. The transcript is spliced from 2 exons.
AUGACCAAUCUCUUGAGAAGUGUUGUCACCGUAAUUGAUACUUUCUACAAAUACACCAAACAGGAUGGGGAGUGUGGCACACUGAGCAAGGAUGAACUAAAGGAACUUCUGGAGAAAGAGUUUCGUCCAAUUCUGAAGAACCCAGAUGAUCCAGACACAGUGGAUAUCAUCAUGCAUAUGCUGGACCGAGAUCAUGACCGAAGACUGGACUUUACUGAGUUUCUUCUGAUGGUAUUCAAACUGGCUAUGGCCUGCAACAAGGUUCUCAGCAAAGAAUACUGCAAAGCUUCAGGGUCAAAGAAGCACAGGCAUAGUCGCCGACACCGAGAGGAAGAAAGUGAAACAGAAGGCGAAGAAGAGGAUACAUCAGGACAAAACUCAGGUUACAGAUAUUCAAGUUGGAGUGAGGGAGAGGAGCAUGGUUAUAGUUCUGGGGGCUCUAGGGGAACUCCAAAACACAGACAGGGGUCCGGCUCCAGAAGGCUGAGAAGGCAAGGUGGUUUAUCUAGCUCAGAGAACCAAAAGGGAUCUGAAAAAAGGCGCCAUGGGUCCAGCUCUGGUUACUCAUGGAGUAAUGGCAAAGAAAGGCAUGGUUCCAGCUCUGGAGAACUGGAGGGAAAAAGAAACAAGUCACAUGUUAGCCCCUCUAGGGUAUCUGGGGAUGAAUACAAGUCUGGAUGUGGUAGAUGGAGAGGUCAUGGUGGUCUGUCAUAUGAAUAUGAAUCAAACUCUACUCAGUCAAGUUAUGCAGGACAAAAACAUGAGUCUAGCUCUAAAUGUUCAGGAGAUGGUGGGAGGGAAAGUCAUGCAUGUGGUUCCAGCAAUUCAGGUGGGUGUGGAAGACGAAAUACCACUUCUAGUUCUUGUCAGGCAGGUAGAUUUGGAGAGCAAGGAAACCAGUCUAGCUAUACACAAUCAGGUUAUCAAUCAGGAAGUAGUGGAGAAGGUCAUAGAUGUAUCUCAGGAGGUUGGGCCUCUGGAUAUGGUCAACAUGAGCCUAGCUCCUGUAGCCAGUCUACUAGGCAGAAAGGAUAUGGAUCUAGAACAUGUGGUCAACCACAGAAUUGUGGAGGACAACAGGGAAAAGGUUCAUGUCAGUCCUCUUGUUGUGGACAAUAUGGGUCAGGAGUAAGUCAGUCUUCUACUUAUAGUCAACAUGGAUCUGGUUCCUGUGGAUACUCUUCAAACUCUCAUCAAAAGAGGUGUAGUUCAAAUGAAACUUCUAAAUGUGGUCAACAUAGAUCCAGCUCAGGUCAAUAUUCUGGCUUUGGCCAACAUGGGUCAGGCUCAGGUCAGUACUCUGGCUUUGGACAUUGUGGAUGUGGCUCAGGUCAGGCCUCUGGCUUUGGACACCAUGAGUCUACAUCAGGACAGGCUUGCUAUGGUCAACAUGGGUCAGGCUCAUGUCAGUACUCUGGUGAGGGACAAUAUGGAUCAGGCUCAGCUCAAUCCUCAGGCUUUGGACACCAGAAGUCUAUAUCAGGACAGUCUACUUGUGGCCAACAUGGAUCUGGUUCAGGUCAAUCCUCGGGCUUUGGCCAAGCUGGUUCAAGCUCUGGUCGGUCCUCGGGCUUUGAACACCAUGAAUGUAGAUCACAGCAGUCUGCCUAUGGCCAUCAUGAAUUGGGCUCAGGACAACCAUCUGGCUUUGGCCAACAUGGGUCAAGUUCAAGUCAGGCUUCUGGCUUUGGACAACAUAGAUCAGGGUCAUGUCAGUCCUCUAGUAAUAGUGAAAGGCAUUCAGAAGUCUCACAGAGACACUCAAGAUCUGCUCAAGGGCAGGCUGGAUCUCAACAUGGAGAGUCAGGAGCCACAGUGAGAGGGAGACUUGGAACUGCUCAUGGACAGUCAGAAGACACAACCAGAUAUGGCCACUCUAGUCAGGGACAUUCUGCUCAGACAGGGUCCAGUCAGGUGCGAGGAAGGCAAUUCAGUCACAGUGAGGCUAGCAGCAGUGAAAGGCAUUCAGAAGUCUCAGAGAGACACUCAGGAUCCACUCAUGGGCAGGCUGGAUCUCAACAUGGAGAGUCAGGAGCCACAGUGAGGGGAAGACACAGAACUGCUCAUGGAGAGUCGGGAGACACCACCAGAUAUGGCCAGUCGAUCCAGGGACAAUCUACACGGUCAGGGUCCAAUCAGGCAGGAAGACGGGGAUCCAGUCACAGUGAGGCUAGUGACAGUGAAAGGCAUUCAGAAGUCUCAGAGAGACACUCAGGAUCCACUCAUGGGCAGGCUGGGUCUCCACAUGGAGAGUCAGGAGCCACAGUGAGAGGGAGACACGGAACUGCUCAUGGAGAGUCGGGAGACACCACCAGACAUGGCCAUUCGAGUCAGGGACAAUCUACACGGUCAGGGUCCAGUCAGGCGGGAAGAAGGGGAUCCAGCCACAGUGAGGCUAGCGACAGUGAAAGGCAUUCAGAAUUCUCAGAGAGACACUCAGGAUCCACUCAUGGGCAGGCUGGAUCUCAACAUGGAGAGUCAGGAACCACAGUGAGAGGGAGACACGGAACUGCUCAUGGAGAGUCGAGAGACACCACCAGAUAUGGCCAGUCGAGCCAGGGACAAUCUACACGGUCAGGGUCCAGUCAGGCAGGAAGACGGGGAUCCAGUCACAGUGAGGCUAGCGACAGUCAAAGGCAUUCAGAAGUCUCAGAGAGACACUCAGGAUCCACUCAUGGGCAGGCUGGAUCUCAACAUGGAGAGUCAGGAGCCACAGUGAGGGGAAGACACAGAACUGCUCAUGGACAGUCAGGAGACACCACCAGACAUGGCCAUUCUAGCCAGGGACAAUCUACACGGUCAGAGUCCAGUCAGGCAGGAAGACGGGGAUCCUGUCACAGUGAGGCUAGUGACAGUGAAAGACAUUCAGAAGUCUCAGAGAGACACUCAGAAUCCACUCAUGGGCAGGCUGGAUCUCAACAUGGAGAGUCAGGAGCCACAGUGAGGGGAAGACACAGAACUGCUCAUGGAGAGUCGGGAGACACCACCAGACAUGGCCACGCCAGUCAGGGGCAAUCAACACGGUCAGGGUCCAGUCAGGCAGGAAGAUGGGGAUCCAGUCACAGUGAGGCUAGUGACAGUGAAAGGCAUUCAGAAGUCUCAGAGAGACACUCAGGAUCCACUCAUGGGCAGGCUGGGUCUCCACAUGGAGAGUCAGGAGCCACAGUGAGAGGGAGACUUGGAACUGCUCAUGAGCAGUCAGGAGACACCACCAGACAUGGCCACACUAGUCAGGAACAAUCUACACGGUCAGGGCCCAGUCAGGCAGGAAGACGGGGAUCCAGUCACAGUGAGGCUAGUGACAGUGAAAGGCAUUCAGAAGUCUCAGAGAGACACUCAGGAUCCACUCAUGGGCAGCCUGGGUCUCCACAUGGAGAGUCAGGAGCCACAGUGAGAGGGAGACACGGAACUGCUCAUGGAGAGUUGGGAGACACCACCAGAUAUGGCCAUUCUAGCCAGGGACAAUCUACACGGUCAGGGUCCAGUCAGGCAGGAAGACAGGGAUCCAGUCACAGUGAGGCUAGUGACAGUGAAAGGCAUUCAGAAGUCUCACAGAGACACUCAGGAUCCACUCAUGGGCAGGCUGGAUCUCAACAUGGAGAGUCAGGAGCCACAGUGAGGGGAAGACACAGAACUGCUCAUGGACAGUCAGGAGACACCACCAGACAUGGCCAUUCUAGCCAGGGACAAUCUACACGGUCAGCGUCCAGUCAGGCAGGAAGACGGGGAUCCUGUCACAGUGAGGCUAGCGACAGUGAAAGGCAUUCAGAAUUCUCAGAGAGACACUCAGGAUCCACUCAUGGGCAGGCUCGGUCUCCACAUGGAGAGUCAGAAGCCACAGUGAGAGGGAGACAGGGAACUGCUCAUGGACAGUCAGGAGACACCACCAGACAUGGCCAGUCGAGCCAGGGACAAUCUACACGGUCAGGGUCCAGUCAGGCAGGAAGACGGGGAUCCAGUCACAGUGAGGCUAGCGACAGUCAAAGGCAUUCAGAAGUCUCAGAGAGACACUCAGGAUCCACUCAUGGGCAGGCUGGAUCUCAACAUAGAGAGUCAGGAGCCACAGUGAGGGGAAGACACAGAACUGCUCAUGGACAGUCAGGAGACACCACCAGACAUGGCCAUUCUAGCCAGGGACAAUCUACACGGUCAGAGUCCAGUCAGGCAGGAAGACGGGGAUCCUGUCACAGUGAGGCUAGUGACAGUGAAAGACAUUCAGAAGUCUCAGAGAGACACUCAGAAUCCACUCAUGGGCAGGCUGGAUCUCAACAUGGAGAGUCAGGAGCCACAGUGAGGGGAAGACACAGAACUGCUCAUGGAGAGUCGGGAGACACCACCAGACAUGGCCACGCCAGUCAGGGGCAAUCAACACGGUCAGGGUCCAGUCAGGCAGGAAGAUGGGGAUCCAGUCACAGUGAGGCUAGUGACAGUGAAAGGCAUUCAGAAGUCUCAGAGAGACACUCAGGAUCCACUCAUGGGCAGGCUGGGUCUCCACAUGGAGAGUCAGGAGCCACAGUGAGAGGGAGACUUGGAACUGCUCAUGAGCAGUCAGGAGACACCACCAGACAUGGCCACACUAGUCAGGGACAAUCUACACGGUCAGGGUCCAGUCAGGCAGGAAGACGGGGAUCCUGUCACAGUGAGGCUAGCGACAGUGAAAGGCAUUCAGAAUUCUCAGAGAGACACUCAGGAUCCACUCAUGGGCAGGCUCGGUCUCCACAUGGAGAGUCAGAAGCCACAGUGAGAGGGAGACAGGGAACUGCUCAUGGACAGUCAGGAGACACCACCAGACAUGGCCAUUCUAGUCAGGGACAAUCUACACGGUCAGGGUCCAGUCAGGCGGGAAGAAGGGGAUCCAGCCACAGUGAGGCUAGUGACAGUGAAAGGCAUUCAGAAGUCUCAGAGAGACACUCAGGAUCCACUCAUGGGCAGGCUGGAUCUCAACAUGGAGAGUCAGGAGCCACAGUGAGGGGAAGACACAGAACUGCUCAUGGAGAGUCGGGAGACACCACCAGACAUGGCCAUGCCAGUCAGGGGCAAUCUACACGGUCAGGGUCCAGUCAGGCAGGAAGACGGGGAUCCAGUCACAGUGAGGCUAGUGACAGUGAAAGGCAUUCAGAAGUCUCAGAAAGACACUCAGGAUCCACUCAUGGGCAGGCUGGGUCUCCACAUGGAGAGUCAGGAGCCACAGUGAGAGGGAGACUUGGAACUGCUCAUGAGCAGUCAGGAGACACCACCAGACAUGGCCACACUAGUCAGGGACAAUCUACACGGUCAGGGUCCAGUCAGGCAGGAAGACGGGGAUCCAGUCACAGUGAGGCUAGUGACAGUGAAAGGCAUUCAGAAGUCUCAGAGAGACACUCAGGAUCCACUCACGGGCAGCCUGGGUCUCCACAUGGAGAGUCAGGAGCCACAGUGAGAGGGAGACACGGAACUGCUCAUGGAGAGUCGGGAGACACCACCAGAUAUGGCCAGUCGAUCCAGGGACAAUCUACAUGGUCAGGGUCCAGUCAGACAGGAAGACGGGGAUCCAGUCACAGUGAGGCUAGUGACAGUGAAAGGCAUUCAGAAUUCUCAGAGAGACACUCAGGAUCCACUCAUGGGCAGGCUGGAUCUCAACAUGGAGAGUCAGGAGCCACAGUGAGGGGAAGACACAGAACUGCUCAUGGACAGUCAGGAGACACCACCAGACAUGGCCAUUCUAGUCAGGGACAAUCUACACGGUCAGGGUCCAGUCAGGCGGGAAGAAGGGGAUCCAGCCACAGUGAGGCUAGCGACAGUGAAAGGCAUUCAGAAGUCUCAGAGAGACACUCAGGAUCCACUCAUGGGCAGGCUGGGUCUCCACAUGGAGAGUCAGGAGCCACAGUGAGAGGGAGACAGGGAACUGCUCAUGGACAGUCAGGAGACACCACCAGACAUGGCCAUUCUAGCCAGGGACAAUCUACACGGUCAGAGUCCAGUCAGGCAGGAAGACGGGGAUCCUGUCACAGUGAGGCUAGUGACAGUGAAAGACAUUCAGAAGUCUCAGAGAGACACUCAGAAUCCACUCAUGGGCAGGCUGGAUCUCAACAUGGAGAGUCAGGAGCCACAGUGAGGGGAAGACACAGAACUGCUCAUGGAGAGUCGGGAGACACCACCAGAUAUGGCCAUUCUAGUCAGGGACAAUCUACACGGUCAGGGUCCAGUCAGGCAGGAAGACAGGGAUCCAGUCACAGUGAGGCUAGUGACAGUGAAAGGCAUUCAGAAGUCUCAGAGAGACACUCAGGAUCCACUCAUGGGCAGGCUGGGUCUCCACAUGGAGAGUCAGGAGCCACAGUGAGAGGGAGACACCAAACUGCUCAUGGGCAGUCAGGAGACACCUCCGAACAUGUGCACUCUCGUCAGGGACUAUCCACAUGGUCAAACAAACAGUCAAGUCACACUCAUGCCCAUUUUGGUAAACGUCAUUCUACAUCACAGAUUAGUGGCAGACAAAGACAUAGAUCAGAUCAAGCCUGGAGACAUGGCAGUUAUGGGAGUGCCGAAUAUGACUAUGGGCAGUCUGGUUAUGGACCUUCUGGUGGUAGCAGAACAAGCAGUCGUAAUUCUAGUCCUUUUAGGUCAACAGACCGAGCUACCACUAAGCGAACAUCUAGUCAUGGACCAUCAAUUUCUAGUUUUGACUAUAUGGGAUCAAAAGCAACUGACAAAAUAGGAAGACAAGAUUCAAGUCCUGGGCAAUCAGAGAUAAGUAAUGGGCAGUCAAUUUAUUCCCAUAAUCACUCUGGAUUUUGUACAACUGGAGGACAGGGAUCUAGUCAUAGACAUUCAAUCACAACUCAGGAACAGUCAAGAGAUAUUCAUGUUCAGUCCGGAAGGUUGGGGUCUACUCAUAGCAGUCAGCUUAGUAACCACUCUGCAUCUGACCAUGGAAAACCCUUAUCAGCCCACAGCCAUUCAGAUUCUAGUUCAACUAGAAGUCAAAGAUCCCAUAGUGAUAGUAAGGGAUACUGGGGGGAAAAGAUUCAUGAACAGUCAGAAUUGAGGCAUAGACAAUCAGAGUUCAAUACAACAGAUGUACAUGAAUCCAGCCAGCAGCACUUAGGAGAUUCAUAUUCUCAUGAGCUGGUAAGAUCCAGCACAAAUUUAGCAGCACAGGGUUCCUGUGAUGGACAAUCAGGACAUAUCCAGGGUCAGUCUGGAUUCAGCACCAACGAAAGACAAGUAUUUAAUAACAGCCAGUCAAGGGACAGCUAUGGGCAGUCAAGUGGCAGUCACUCACUUGAUAGCCAAGCCCCUUUGGGAAUUGAAGAAAAUAGUUUUAGGUAUUUAUCAAGCAAUGUAACCACAUGGAGUGGGGAAAGGCAAAAGCAAGAGUCUGGAUCAAGUCCAUCAGGUACCAUGAGAAAAUACAAUCAGGAUGUUGAUGAUAAGCAGACAAGAGACUCUGAGGUCAGAGGUUACCAUGGAAGAGAGAGAACAGAUUCAGGUUCCUUUUACUUAGAUAGCAAUACCCCACUCUAUGAAUAUAUCAAAGAACAAAGGUGCUAUUACUUUGAAUAA